AUGUGUUCAAGUUCAUUUAUCACAGAUGAUUGGUUCACAGCCUCUUUUGAUAACGGGUUCGUCAGCCUUUGGCAAACGGAUGUACGGACAGCAAUGAGUGGAUGUAUUGUUUCUUCUUAUACCUAUACAGCACCUCAGUGGAUUGCACUCGACCUUUCAGAGAAUAUAAUUAGUAAUACUGGAGGGCAUUUAUAUGCUUUUUCUACGAUCUUUAUCAAUGGAGUUUCGAACGAUAUGGCAAUUACUGUACUCGAUACCAAUACUGUCGUGUGUUUCGCUUCUGGAAGUCCACUUCAAUCUAGAUUAUCUACAAAUGCUUACGUAACUCCGGAUAAUCCUCUCUGCUAUUGUUUAGCAAAAGAGCCAUGUCAAGCACAUGAUGCCAUCUGCUCGCCUGUAGCUUCCAAACGAUACGCAAGAUUUUAUGCCAAUACGAAUGCGACGUGUGACACUCGUACUUUUCAAACUUGUUGCAAGAGUAAAUCGGCCGACGCAAAGAGGAGAAACAAAAUGUUAUCGUACCAAUGGGACAAUCAAAAACUUGUAAAUGAAGCAUAUCAUCGGCUGAGUGAAAAAAAUAUUCCCCUAUGGAUGGAUAUUCAUCGAGGAAUGAAAGGACAUUUGAGCGAGAGCAUGGCAGCAGGAAUAGAAAAAGCAGCAACUAUAUGUUGUUUUUUAACACCAAAAUACCAAGAUAGUGUUGCAUUGCCGAACUGGAAACCAACUGGUUGGUUGGGAUUUACUAUAACAGGACAUAAAUGGAUCGAUUUUCGUGAUAUUGACACAAAUAUGGAUUUAAGAAUCGAACAAUUGAUUAGUGAAAUUCACAUGUUAGCCGAAAAUAAACUAGAUUAUUUUAAAGAUAUGAAACCUUUGAGUUUCACUCAAAACAACGAAGAACAAGAUUUUGAUUCAGGCUAUUAUUAUCGUUUCACAACACAAUGGCAAGGUGAUGAUGAAUCUGUUGCUGCUGUCAAUGAUGGAAGACCUGAGAAUCAGAUCAUGCUUGCUGAAACUAACAACUCUCCUACACAGUUAUGGAAAAUAACAAAAACUACUUAG
Molecule: messenger RNA, 1062 nt
Organism: Adineta ricciae
Lineage: Eukaryota; Metazoa; Rotifera; Eurotatoria; Adinetida; Adinetidae
Source: the annotation of a GenBank genome assembly